Musa acuminata subsp. malaccensis (wild Malaysian banana) is the source of this 2081-nucleotide messenger RNA. RefSeq names its product IRK-interacting protein-like. NCBI's taxonomy places the organism in Eukaryota, Viridiplantae, Streptophyta, Magnoliopsida, Zingiberales, Musaceae. The record is from RefSeq and is a predicted model, not a curated record.
GAGCAGGCAAGCUUUCCGUCAUUCGUUCGUUCCCCAGUAUGUCUAUAUUAACAGCUGCUCUCCUCCUCACUGUGUCUAUGUUACAAGUCUCUGCUCUCUGUCCUCCCCUAUCUCCGACCUUUUAGAGUAAACCAGCCUUGGAUUUUCUCUCCCUUUCUUCCUCCUGCUAUAUUCUUGUCGAAGUUUUCUCUUUGAGUAUUAUGACCCCUCCACCAUGUCCUUUUGAGUUCAAUCCCCACCCUCUGAUAGCUUCUAGGCGCCAUGGCUUCUUCUACCGCUUCUUCUCAGGCGCAUGAGACCCAAAGCGAGGACUUCCAGGCCGCCAUUGCCAAGGCCGUGGAGCUGAGGUCCCUGCACGCGGCGCUGCUAAAAAGGAGCAACCUUGGUGGCUCCGCAGUCCUCGGGCCCCCCGUCGGCGCUUCUCCUUCGCUCUCGCGGCAUUCCAAUCCGCUAUCCGCCGCCGAAGACUACCCUGUCUUCACACCCAGCUAUGAAGAAGAACCCUUAUGGGAUCGUCACUAUAUCCAACCAGAGAAUCGAAGCUUAUCAGAAACCUGGAGAUCUAUCAAUCUACGAACAGGCAAAAAUGAUGAAGCAGUAAACAUGUCUAGAAAUGUAGUUUCUGCCUCCAACAGUGAGCAAAACGUUUGCUUUACGAAUGAGCAUUUCUCCAAGAGAAGCACUUGCGUAAACCACAAACUGCAAGCUUCUCUGAUAGCCGAUGUCCUCAAUUCUUCAAGCAGUGGAACCAGUCCAGCAUAUGAAGCCAUCACAACAUGCAACUCAUGCAAACCUGCAACCAUUAAUAGGGAAUCUGAAAGCGAGCACAAGAAGUCGAAGUUAGUGACAAGCUCAUCGCAUGAAUCGGAGCCACCAAUACAAGUGCAUACGAAGCACAGAGGACCUCUUUUAUCAUGGUUAUUUCCAAGAUCAAAAAAGAAGCUCAAGCCAGAGAUGUCGCCGAAUCCAAUAGAAUCUGAAGACAUGGCCCAACUUCUGAAGGAGUGGGGAUUACUUUCACUUGAAUCACUGAAGAAGCAGCUUCUUGAAGCGAACAACAACAGAGAUGCAGCUCUUGCAGAAGUUUCCGAAAUGAGAUCUUCACUGGGAGAGCUACAACAAAAGCUAGUCACAUUAGAAAUACAUUGUGAAGAGCUGAAGAAGGCUCUAAAGCAGACAAAGCAUGUGAAGAACGAUCAGAUUCUGGACAGGCCUAAUUUGUCAAGGAGGACAAAAUCCAGUGGUGGCAUCAAAGACAAUCUGAUGCCCGUCAGCCACGAGGUGAUGGUGGAGGGUUUUCUGCAAAUGGUAUCAGAAGCUAGGCUAUCCAUCAAACAGUUCUGCAAGAUGCUGAUACAUCAAAUCGAAGAGACUGAUUGCAAUCUGAUGGAGAAGCUGAAUCUGCUUCUCCAAUCUCACCGGAUGGCAUUAAGUAAUAAAUACUCCAAAGCGUUGACAUACCAUAUUGUGGAAGCUCUCGUCAACCAGUCUAUGUAUCAGGACUUUGAGAACUGUGUGUUCCAGAAGAAUGGCUCGCCAAAGUUUCUAGAUCCACGGCAAGAUCGUCAGGAGAAUUUCUCAUCAUUCAUUUCACUUAGGAACUUGAGUUGGAAUGAGGUGUUGUGCAAGGGGACGAAGUCCUACAGUGAAGAGUUCAGCAGGUUUUGUGAUAGAAAAAUGAGCUGCAUUGUCUCCUUGCUAAAUUGGUCUAGAGCAUGGCCUGAACAGCUCCUCCGGUGCUUCUUUGUGGCCGCCAAAUGCAUUUGGUUGCUUCACCUGCUCGCUUUUUCCUUCAGCCCACCUCUGAUGAUAUUGCGAGUUGAGGAAGACCAAAACUUCGAUCCCCUCUACAUGGAAGAGAUUCUUUUAGGCAGAAGAAGAGCACAAAUCCCAGGUCGAGUUAAGACCAUGGUCGUGCCGGGGUUCUACAUCGAGGAUAGGGUUCUCAGGUGCAGGGUUCUUUGCAGAUACUAGCGAUUACUUCUCUUUGGCUUUCUUUGUUUGUCAUGGAUUUGGUGCUUCCGCGAGCUGUUGAAAUGUAUGUCUUCUUUCUCUUUCACCAAUAAUUGUUUGGUUGCAAA